Oncorhynchus nerka (sockeye salmon) is the source of this 1510-nucleotide messenger RNA. Its product is annotated as zinc finger protein 239-like. The record is from RefSeq and is a predicted model, not a curated record. Gene Ontology annotation, biological process: regulation of transcription by RNA polymerase II. Gene Ontology annotation, molecular function: RNA polymerase II cis-regulatory region sequence-specific DNA binding; DNA-binding transcription factor activity, RNA polymerase II-specific. The transcript has 2 exons. Lineage: Eukaryota; Metazoa; Chordata; Actinopteri; Salmoniformes; Salmonidae. Bases 198 to 1076 code for a protein of 292 amino acids.
GCGGAAACGUUCAAACUGUUCAGACUGCUUCGGUCUAUAUUUACUUCUGUAUUUGGAACAUAAUUCUGUCUUUUAACUAGUUUCCCCAUUUCAUGUCAUAUUUCCGUUUAGUCAGGUAACGGUACCUGGCUUGAUAAAUGAGCCUAUCACUAGGCUAGUCGCUAACUAGCUAGGUUAGCUGGCUAACAUCCCCGACCAUGAGCUCAGCAAGCUGCUGCCCUCCUGCUAAAAAAGAGGUCUGCUGGAAGGAGAAAGAAGGUAUUUGGCUGAACGUUGUCGUGAAAGAGGAGAAUGAAGAGGAGGAUGUCACAGUAAACGAAGAAGUAGAGGGUGAGGCUGUUACACAGAAAGAAGAGGAAGAAAACGAUUAUACUUUUUUCGGAGUGAAUGAAGGAGAGAUAACUGUCAUAUUGAAGGAGGAGGAGAGGGAAGAAGAAGAGGAGGAGACAGAAGAUCUGAGUAACACCAGAAAGAGACCAGACUCUCCUUCUGACAGCAGGAAGAGUCCUUCAGGGAAACCAGACCCCGAGAUGUCCAAACCAGCAGGACGACAUCACUGCUCCCAGUGUGGAAAGAGUUUUACUCAGUUAGGGAGCCUGAGAACACAUAAGAGAAUACACACUGGAGAGAAGCCUUACCACUGUUCCCAAUGUGGAAUGACGUUUACCCAGUUAGGGAGCCUGAGAACACAUAAGAGAAUACACACUGGAGAGAAGCCUUACCACUGUUCCCAAUGUGGAAUGUCGUUUACCCAGUUAGGGAGCCUGCAAACACAUGAGAGGGGACACACAGGGGAAAAGCUUUUCCAAUGUUCCCAUUGUGGAAAGAGUUUUGGCCAGGUAGGAAACCUGAACAAGCAUGAGAGGACACACACAGGUAAGAAGAUGUACCGCUGCUCCCAGUGUGGAGAGAGAUUUACCCGGUUAAGGUACCUGAAAGAGCAUGAAGGAAUACAUACAAAUACACAGGAGGAGAAGACAUACCACUGCUCUCAUUGUGGAAAGACAUUUUCCCAGUCAGAGAACCUGAAAACACAUGAGAGAAUCGAGAGGCUGUGUUCUGACUUGUGUUUUUGACUGAGAAUGUGUGUGUUUGUUUGGGCUGUCAGACUUGAGUUCACUUUGUGUAAUGUUAGUGCACUAUUUUUAAUUGUGAUUAAUCCAUUGUCUGAAAGGGUUAAAAACACACUGAAAACAUCCAGAAUACAUCCUAUAUACUGCUAAAAUCUACAAUGCCAUGUAAACACAAGAUGACAUUGAGGUUAAAUAAAGUGUGAUUUAUCAAUGGAACAUAUUUUGACACGUCCACUGUGUGUCUCUGUAGAGUCAUAAUAUCCAUAACAACUAGAGGUCAAACAGGAGAUGGUUCCAUUCAUUUUCCCCACAGGGCUGUGUUUUGUUUAGACUCACCCUGGUGUGAUGUUUUGAUAACCAUGUAAACCUCUCUGGGACAAGGUGACUGAGGACACAGUGUGUUGUCAAUUUAUUGUCAUGUUUUUAAAAUGGUAUAA